Molecule: messenger RNA, 4342 nt
Organism: Sinocyclocheilus anshuiensis
Lineage: Eukaryota; Metazoa; Chordata; Actinopteri; Cypriniformes; Cyprinidae
Gene: secisbp2l
Product: SECIS binding protein 2-like
Exons: 18
Coding region: 26-3274 (1082 amino acids)
Cellular component (GO): ribonucleoprotein complex; mitochondrion
Molecular function (GO): ribonucleoprotein complex binding; selenocysteine insertion sequence binding; mRNA 3'-UTR binding
Source: RefSeq, a predicted model, not a curated record
GUGUGUGUGUGUGUGUGUGUGUAAUAUGUGUGUGUUUCAGGAUGUGAAGCUCUCUGCUGAAGUAGAACCGUUUAUCCCUCAGAAGAAAGGUGUUGAAGCGUCAUUAUUACCCAUGAGUCUGUGCGGUGAGGGAGUAGCUGAGCCCACACAAAUCCCCUCCUACCUGAUCACCUGCUACCCCUUCGUACAGGAGAAUCAGAACAACAGUCGGCAGAUGCCCGUGUAUAACGGAGAUCACCGCUGGCAGCAGCUCAACCCGAGCCCCGGCGGGCCAUACCUGGCGUACCCGUUCCUGUCGUCCCCGCAGCCCCCCGUCACCAGCGAUUACCCCACAUACUACCACACCAUCAUGCCCACACCCUGCCCUCCUGUCAUGGGCUUCUACCAGCCCUUCCCGGGGCCCCUGCAGGCCGGCGUUCUGAACCCCGUGUCUGACUGCAGCGAGCGGCCGCUGCCACAGAGCCAGACGCAGAGAGGAAGAGGCAUCUCACGAAACCCCGUGCCACACAAGCAGCCAGUGAGAGCCAAGCGUCUUGUGAUGCGGAGUGUGGCGGUACAGAAGGAGGUGUGUGCCGCCGGGCCUGAUGGGAGAUCCAAGACGGUGCUGCUGGUGGAUGCGGCACAGCAGACAGAUUUCCCCGGCGAGGCGUCUGGCAGUGUCAGAUGUGCGUUGGAUCAGGCGAGUCCUCAGCAGUGGAAGAAAGCUCAGCGCAGACGCACGUCUCAGCAGGAGUCGUCCAGCGAGCAGGGAGCCAGCGAGGCUGACAUCGACAGCGACAGUGGAUACUGCAGCCCCAAACACAACCAGGGAGCCGCCAACACCUCCACCAAUCAGCCCACGGCUGCCGCGGUACGUUCAGCUCGUCUGGCCUUAGACACAUGUCUGUUUGAUUUCAUUAUGUGGAAGAAAGCUCAGCGCAGACGCACGUCUCAGCAGGAGUCGUCCAGCGAGCAGGGAGCCAGCGAGGCUGACAUCGACAGCGACAGUGGAUACUGCAGCCCCAAACACAACCAGGGAGCCGCCAACACCUCCACCAAUCAGCCCACGGCUGCCGCGGCUGUGGACGCUGGCGUCAUGACAGGUGCAGCUGUUAGCUGGGGGAAUGUAGCCUCACAGACCGUCCAGAAGCCGUGGACAGACAGGAACACAGCGUAUCACAGAGGCAGAACACCCGAGCAGAGGAACUACACACAGGACUUCCAGAUGAGCUUUGGAGGUCGUGCAGGAGCACAGAGAUCGACUCCCUCAGAGACACCUAACACACACCUCACACCUGAGCCACUGUACUUUCAGGAUGAGGACGAGUUUCCUGAUCUGGCCACAGGUGGCUCUGCUCAGCGGAAUAAACCAGAACCAGUUCAGCCCAAACUGCCCAAGAACCUGUUGGAUAACCUUCCGGAGAAUUCUCCCAUAAGCAUCGUGCAGACGCCCAUCCCCAUCACCAGCUCCGUGCCCAAGAGAGCCAAGAGUCAGAGGAAGAAGGCGCUCGCCGCUGCUCUCGCCACGGCACAGGAGUACAACGAGAUCAGCAUGGAGCAGAAGAAGCUACAGGAGGCUCUGACUAAAGCAGCAGGUAAGAAGAGCAGGACACCGGUGCAGUUGGAUUUGGGAGACAUGCUGGCAGCACUAGAAAAACAACAACAGGCCAUGAGAGCACGACAGCUCAACAACACCAAACCACUGUCAUACACAGUCGGGACAGUGGGCACGCUGCACAGUAAAGAUCGAGUGAUGGGACUCAAGAACACAUACACCCCCCCUCACAACAUCCUGGACUCCAGCGCGCCCCGCGUCAAGAGAGGGAAAGAGAGAGAGAUUCCCAAAGUCAAGAAGACCACCGCCAUGAAGAAGAUCAUUCUGCAGGAACGUGAGGUGAAGAAGGGCAAGAGUUCUGCUGAGAACAGCGUAUCUGGAACCGACGAGCAGAAAGAAGCUCUGAGCUUCACAGACCCGCUCACACAGGAGCAGGAUGAGAACGGUCUGAGCAUGCCCAGUGAUGCGUCUCUGUCUCCAGCCAGUCAGAACUCUCCCUACAGCAUCACACCCGUGUCACAGGGCUCGCCCUCCAGCUCCGGCAUCGGGAGCCCCAUGGCUGCGUCCGCCAUCACCAAGAUCCACAGCCGCAGGUUCAGAGAGUACUGCAAUCAGGUGUUGAGUAAGGAGAUCGAUGAGAGCGUGACGCUGCUCCUGCAGGAGCUGGUUCGAUUUCAGGAGCAGGUUUAUCAGAAGGAGCCCAGCAAAGCCAAAGCCAAGCGGCGGCUGGUCAUGGGACUGCGAGAGGUCACCAAACACAUGAAACUGCACAAGAUCAAGUGUGUCAUCAUCUCGCCCAACUGUGAGAAGAUCCAGGCCAAAGGAGGUCUGGACGAGGCUCUUUAUAAUGUCAUCGCCAUGGCGAGGGAGCAGGAGAUCCCAUUUGUAUUCGCUCUGGGCAGAAAGGCUUUGGGCCGCUGCGUGAAUAAACUCGUGCCGGUAAGCGUCUGCCAGAUGCAUGACUAUAGGUGUGUGUGUUUGUGUGUGUGUGUUCAGGCUCUGUUCAAUAAGCUGGUGUCUCUGACGGAGGAGGCGCGGAGGGCGUAUAAGGACAUGGUGAGCGCUCUGGAGCAGGAGCAGGCUGAGGAGGCACUGAAGAAUGUCAAGAAGGUCACGCACCACAUGGGCCACUCCAGAAACCCAUCCGCCGCCAGCGCCAUCUCUUUCUGCAGCGUCAUCUCCGAGCCCAUCUCAGAGGUCAACGAGAAGGAGUACGAGACCAACUGGAGGACGAUGGUGGAGAGCGCAGACGCUCCAGAGCCGCUGGAGACCAAACCCGUCAGCAGAGCGAGCAGCAAAGAGCAGCCGACAGCCAGCCCUGACCCGAGCCCCGCAGCCGCUCGCGCUCGCGCUCCAGAGAAAGACGAGUCCCACACAGACGACCGGCUGGAGCGCGCCUCGCAGCAGAGCACAGACACCGGCUCUCUAGACGGCAGCUGCAGAGACCGGCUCAACUCCUCCAUCACCAGCACCACCAGCACACUGGUGCCCGGCAUGCUGGAGGAGGAGGAGGAGGAGGAGGAAGAGGAGGAGGACUACACCCCCGAGCCCAUCUCUGUGCAGGUGCCACCACUCAGCUCCAGGAUCGAGUCCUGGGUCUCCAAAACCCUGGAGAACCUGCAGCUGCGCAGCCAGAGCAGCACCGAGGACGAAGACGAGGAAGAGGAGGAGCUCGACUCUUCUGACCUCGCUGAACCGGCGGUCGACGACAAAGACGCGGCGGAUUCGUCCACAGGAUGAGGUCGCAGAGCACACGUUCCACAAACACUGACUCAGGAAACUAACGGACAGACCAACUACUCACACGCUCUCUGUGAAUAACUCACGCGACUCUACGUCUCCAGAUGACGUUCAGGCUGCUCUUCAGCAUCACGAUGCUCCAGAAAUCACACAGAAGCAUCAUAACAGUCAUCAUAUGCUUCGUUUAGAAUUGGGUGAAACCCAAAUACCUGUACAUCUCAAAUCAGGCAUUCACAAAGUGGUUCUGUCGUGCGACCGGACUUGAAGGGAUCAUCAUGUACUCACCCUCGUGUUGUUUCAAACCUUCUAUGGAACAUAAAGACAUUUUGAAGAACAUUUGGAAACAACCUACUUUGGACCCCAUUGACUUCCAUUACAUGGAUAAAAAGUACUUUCUUUUGUGCUCCUCUAAAGAAAGCCAGUCAUACACGUUUGAGGGAGACUGUCAGAAUGAACAUGUGUGACUGAACUAUCCCUUUAAAAUAUGAGAUCUUAGAGCUGUAUGAAUCAUGAUGCUUCACGGUGUUUUUGUGCUUCUGCGUGAGAAACCAGCAGCUUGACCGUUCUGCUGAACAUCUCAUCCGUGUUCCACUGAAGGAAUAAAGUCAUGCGUUUUUAAAGUGAGUGAAUGAUCUCGUGGACUCUCAUCUGAACGUGCGUUUCGUUUAACCAGGAAGCAUUACCAAACGCUGCAGAAGAGAAACAGCAUUAGUUUGUGCAUAAUAAACGAAUCCUGUGUAAAUAACAUGUUUAAAUGUUUCUAAUAUUCUCGUCUUCGGUUCUAUUUAUCGCGCUUGAAUUCAGACCGAUUCGGAGGGCGUUUAAUUUCACAUGCGUCCUCAGAUUGAAUGGUUUCUCUUAGUACUGAUGGGACAGAUCCGUCUCUUUCUCUGUGUUUGGAGUGAUCUUCAUCUGUGUGUCUUUUGCACUAUGUACAUAAACGUGAACAUGCUUUGGUAACUAAUGUGAAACUAGCACAUGUGUUUUCCAGCAGCUCUGAUGCUGAAGUCAUGCAGUAACUGUUCUCUGACUUAUUGUUAAUACAAUUAAACUGUUUUCAGUAAACUA